Rhipicephalus sanguineus (brown dog tick) is the source of this 555-nucleotide messenger RNA. RefSeq lists its product as uncharacterized. The transcript has 3 exons. Lineage: Eukaryota; Metazoa; Arthropoda; Arachnida; Ixodida; Ixodidae. The coding region runs from base 77 to 538 and encodes 153 amino acids. Gene Ontology annotation, cellular component: membrane. Gene Ontology annotation, biological process: sensory perception of taste. The record is from RefSeq and is a predicted model, not a curated record.
CGAUCCUUGCUCUACGCCGCAGCGGCAGCGUACGACGCGCCAGCUGGCGACUGCCGUAGACAGGCUCCGCGUCAGCAUGGCGUCCGUGGCCCGGAUCGUUCGCAGGGUGGACGAAUGGCUGCGCUGCGCCGUGCUGGUCAACUUCGUCAUCUCGGCGCUCGUGGUGUGCAUCAUGGCGUACGCCGCGGUCAGUACGCACAUCAGCGCACACAAGCUGUUGGCCACGGCAGCGUACUCGACCCUGACGUGCCUCUUGAUCGCCGAUGCCUCCCUGUCAGCCGGCGACAUUAAAGCGCAGGCGCUGAAGCUCAAGUCCGUGCUCGACUCGGCAUCCCUGAUCGGCCUUCCUUCCACGGUUACCUGCCAGGUGGAGAUUUUCAGCAUGACCAUCGACGAGAAGCAGCUCUGCUUCACUGGCCACGGUUUCCUCACUGUAGACAGGCCUAUGCUCACCACGUUCAUUGGCCUGGUGAUGACGUACUCGCUCAUCGUAGUCCAGACCGGCCGCAGGUCUGAGACACCCAAAUGUCAGCAUUAGACGGGCCAUCCAGCAGG